AAACUCUCCUGGAUGACUUCCUUCUCACGUACACAGUCUUCAUGACGACUGAUGACUUGUGCCAGGCACUUCUGAGGCACUAUUGUGCUAAGAACCACCAAGGGAAAGAAGACGACUCUGAUGUGUCCUGUAGGAAACGAAAAGUCUUGCAUUUGGUGUCUCAGUGGACUUCUCUUUACAAAGACUGGUUACAUGAAGAUGAGCAUUUAAAACAAUUUUUAAAGACGAUAUACAGGAAUGUGUUAGAUGAUGUGUAUGAAUAUCCCAUUCUUGAGAAGGACCUGAAAGAAUUUCAGAAGAUACUUGGGAUGCAUCGUCGUCACACUGUAGAUGAGUAUUCACCUCACCGAAAGAAUAAAACCUUUUUCCACCAGUUCAGUCUAAAGGAGAACUGGCUGCAGCACAGAGGAACCAUGAAUGAAACAGAAGAAAUUUUCUGCCGUGUGUAUAUAACAGAGCACUCCUAUGUCAGUGUGAAAGCUCAAGUAUCCACUUCAGCUCAAGAGAUACUGAAGAUCGUAGCAGAAAAGAUCCAGUACCCGGAGGAGGAGUUGGCGCUGGUGACAGUCACGUUCUCUGGUGAAAAACAUGAACUACAGCCAAAUGACUUGGCUAUAUCAAAAUCUUUCGAGUCAUCCAGUCGUAUGUUUGUGUACCGAAAAGAUGUGACUGAUUCUUUGAACCCAUUUGCUGAAAAUGAGGAACUGCAGCAAAGGUCUGUGAGAAUUUUGGGAAUCAAUACCUGGGAUCUUGCCUUAGAACUGACAAACUUUGACUGGAGCCUCUUCAAUGCAAUUCAUGAGCAAGAGCUGAUAUACUUCACGUUCAGCAGACAGGGCGGUGCUGAAAACACUGAGAAUCUCAGUCUUCUGCUUCAAAGAUGCAAUGAGGUCCAGCUUUGGGUUGCCACCGAGAUACUUCUCUGCAGCCAGCUCUGCAAACGUGUACAGCUCGUCAAAAAGUUCAUCAAGAUUGCUGCCCACUGUAAAGCCCAAAGAAAUCUGAAUUCAUUCUUUGCUAUUGUUAUGGGUCUCAACACUGCGUCUGUCAGCCGACUGUCUCAGACCUGGGAGAAAAUUCCUGGGAAAUUCAAGAAACUUUUCACUGAACUUGAAAGUUUGACGGACCCUUCUCUGAAUCACAAAGCUUACAGAGAUGCAUUCAAGAAAAUGAAAUCUCCGAAAAUCCCCUUCAUGCCCUUACUUCUGAAAGAUGUAACUUUCAUCCACGAAGGAAAUAAAACUUUUCUGGAUAACCUUGUUAAUUUUGAAAAGCUGCACAUGAUUGCAGAUACUGUUCGGUCGUUGAGACAUUGCAGAAAUAACCAGUUUGGCAAUGAAGUUACUUCGAAAGAGCAUCAUGAGCUGAAGCCAUACAUCCAUCACCUGCAUGUCAUCGACAACCAGCAAGCUCUGUUUGAGCUUUCUCACAGGAUAGAGCCGCGAGUGUGAGCGUGCACAGCUUCAUAUAACCUUGUAACUGCAGCACUUUGAAUUAAGUGAAUGUUUAUGCCAAGCAUGUUGCUUCCCUAUAUAAGAACAGUUUACUGAGUUUUAUCAGUAGCUCACACAACAUGCACAGGAAAAUCAGGCAAGAGCCAGCAAAGGAGCUGCUCACAUUGUUGCAGGGCAAGCUUGGUGCCAUCCCCGCUGGUCACCAGCACGAGAGGGAGCUGAGCAGCAUCCUUUGAGCUCAGGAGCUUGGUUUCUGUGAAAAUAUUGUUUGGUCCGUUGUAGCUUUCAGUGCAGAUUCUGCCACUAUUAGAACGAAAGGAACCGUCGUGUCGCAGCAGCAAAACAUUUCAGCAAGCAACAUGCCGCGAGGGGAGUGAUUCUCAGUUCACCACAGUACGUACCUCGCUAAUUCAAGGCUGCCAAAGUAUUAUUGCCAAAAACGCUGUGCAAUCUGUGCAGCAACCCUGAGUCCACUGGAGCGUAUUAUUUAAGAUAAGUGCGGACAACCAAGAAGGGGGAUAUAAAAGACACACCAGAUCAAACUCGAGUGCAUCGUGAUGCAGAGGUCAGUGGUAAACAGUUCACGCUAUUACAACCCCUUAAGAAUCUGCUUUCUAAAACACGCUGUAAGAGCCAAUCCACUUCAGUCGCAGUUUAUGGACACAAUU
Messenger RNA from Apaloderma vittatum (bar-tailed trogon), 2122 nucleotides. It is a transcript of the gene RAPGEF5, whose product is annotated as Rap guanine nucleotide exchange factor (GEF) 5. The annotation marks the transcript as partial. The record is from RefSeq and is a predicted model, not a curated record. Gene Ontology annotation, biological process: positive regulation of GTPase activity; Ras protein signal transduction. Gene Ontology annotation, molecular function: guanyl-nucleotide exchange factor activity. Lineage: Eukaryota; Metazoa; Chordata; Aves; Trogoniformes; Trogonidae. Gene Ontology annotation, cellular component: plasma membrane. The transcript has 15 exons.